Messenger RNA from Zonotrichia leucophrys gambelii, 420 nucleotides. RefSeq names its product protein spinster homolog 1-like. Lineage: Eukaryota; Metazoa; Chordata; Aves; Passeriformes; Passerellidae. The transcript has 3 exons. Gene Ontology annotation, cellular component: membrane. The record is from RefSeq and is a predicted model, not a curated record. The annotation marks the transcript as partial. Gene Ontology annotation, molecular function: transmembrane transporter activity. Gene Ontology annotation, biological process: transmembrane transport.
AUGGCCGCCCCCAGCCCCUCCCCCACCCUGGCUCGCCCCGAUGACGUCACGGUGGGGGCGGGGCCACAGCCGGAGCCGGCCCCGCCCCCCGCGGGCAAAGCCCCGCCCCCUCCGCCCCGCCCCCACCUCAGCGUGGCCGUGCUGUGCUUAAUUAAUCUGCUUAAUUACAUGGACCGGUUCACCGUGGCAGGUGUGCUGCCCGAGGUCGAGGAUUAUUUCGGGAUCGGCGACAGCAGCUCCGGCCUCCUGCAGACAGUGUUCAUCAGCAGUUACCUGGUGCUGGCUCCGCUCUUUGGUUUCCUCGGGGACCGGCACAGCCGCAAGCGGCUCCUGGCGCUGGGGCUGGCGCUGUGGUCGGGGGUCACCCUGGCCACCAGCUUUGUGCCACCGCAGGUAAAUAACGCACCUGGGCACACCUGG